UUAUUUGACAGGCCGAUUAUGGGGACAGCAGAAGAAACGAGAAGAAAAGGAAUAGAGAAAAGAAAAUCGGGAAAGAAGGACGAAUACUGGAAAUACACACCACUUGUGAAAGCCGCACUAAAAGGGGACUGGGAUGCCGCCAAUGAAUUUUUCAAAGACCAUCCAGAGGCAAUCACAGCCCCAAUCACCAGAGAACUAGAGUCAGCACUGUACUUGGCCACCGGAGUGGGACCGAUGGCGAUCCCCUUCGUGAGGAAGUUGCUGGAGCGGAUGCCGGCGGAGGCCUUGGCACACCGCGACGAAGCCGGAAACACCCCCCUCCACCUCAGCGCGUUGGUCGAUAACACCGCGGCGGCGAAACUUUUGGUGGGGAAGAACCGGGAGUUGUUGUGCAUGAGGGAGGGCCAGGGGUGGUUACCGGUUCAUUAUGCGGCUGUUAAUAAGAAGAAAAGGGAGACGCUUGAAUAUUUGUUGAAGGCUACUGGUGAAGAUGAGGUGGCCAUGUCUAUGCUUUUCCUCUCCUCCGAAUAUGAUAAAGUACCGUCUGGUGCUGAGCUUCUCAUUGAUGUUAUAACUUCCGGAUACUAUGAUGAGUAUUCCCUCGCCGAGCUCAAGCUUGCUUUUUGUCUUCUCGCCAGAUACUGUGAUAUAGCUUUGGAUUUGGUUCAUUGGUAUCCGCAGUUGGCUCUAUCACAGACACCAAAGAACUACGAUUGUGGUUUAGGAGCAAUAGCUAGACAGGCAAAAGCAUUUCCAAGUGGGACGGACCUCAACUUUUGGGAACGUAUCGUCUAUGAUCAUGUUCCCGUGAAGUUUAAGAAUUAUGCUGAAGACUCCAGAAGAGAUGAAGAUAUUCCCGUCAAGUUUGAGAAUUAUGCUGAAGACUCCAGUAAAGCUGAGUUUGGGAUCGAGAAUCCAGUUAACAACUCUGAACUACCGGCGCAUAAGUACUAUUGGGCUCGCUUCCUAGGUAAAAUAUUCUCCAUUUUUGGUUUGUCAGGCAAUACAGCGAGCCCAAAAUGGCAGGUGCAGCUUUGGAAAUGCUCUGAAUUAGGUAAUGAACAGGCAAAGCAUCAGCAAGCACUUCAACUAGUCAGAUACCUCAUUAAAGUAAUGUUGACUUUGAAUGACUUAAACGAGUACGAUUCACUUGCGACGGAGGCGAUGAUUAGUGCAACAAGGUUAGGGAUUCACGAGGUUGUGGAAGAGAUCGUGGAAGCAGUUCCCAAACUCGCUUGGGUUCGAGAUUCAGAAGAUUAUAGCUUGUUUCAACGAGCGGUGAUACAACGUCAUGAAAGUAUUUUCAACCUCAUAUAUCAGAUGAGUCACCAUAGACGUUGUCAAACAUUGCUUAUGGACAAGUCUCAGAACACUAUUCUGCACUUAGCUGGAAAAUUGGCACCUCCAGAUAAACUCCAGUCGGUUAAUGGUGCAGCUCUACAAAUGCAGCGCGAGUUUCAAUGGUACAAGGAAGUGAAGAAACAUGUGAAACCCAAUAAAGAAACACCAGCAAUGGUAUUUACAAGAGAACAUGAGAAGUUAGUAGAUGAAGGUCGGAAAUGGAUGAAAGGCACAGCAGAUUCAUGCACCAUUUCAGCAGCGCUUAUUGUCACUGUGGCAUUUGCAGCUAUAAUUGCUGUUCCUGGAGGCAAUAAUGACUAUGGCCUUCCAAAUUUCUCCAAAGAAUGGGCAUUCACUGUCUUUGUCAUUUCAGAUGCACUUUCUCUCUUCACAUCCGCCACUUCUCUUCUGUUGUUUUUGUCCAUCUUGACAACGCGCUAUGCAGAAAGUGAUUUUCGCGAUGUUCUUCCAAGGCAACUGAUAUAUGGGCUGGUUACUCUGUUCCUCUCAAUAACAACCAUGAUCAUGGCCUUCAGUGUUUCAUUGUAUCUCGUGUUAGGUCACAAAAAGGCAUGGAUACUUGUUCCAGUGGCUGCAUUAGCCUUUCUGCCCAUUAGCUCUUUUGUGUCUCUUCAAUUUCCUCUCCUUGUCGAUCUCAUCUCUUCAGCAUAUGGCAGCAUUUUCGGCCCGAAAAGUGGUAGUAAACAGUUCUUUUGAGAUCAGCAUAGUAAUGAAGAAUUCCAAGCAUAUACCAUCUUCUGAUGAUAUAAUAAGGAAUCAUCAACAACUAGUGUUCUACCCGUGCUUUUUUUUUUUUAAAGAUUGUUGUGAAUAAACCUCAUUUUGGAGGCUGUUUAUGAGUAGCUUUCGGCGGGUUAAUUCCUACCAAAUGUGAGGCUGUUUAUGAGCCGUGUGUGGACAGCUGAGAUGAUCUCAGCCAGCUAUAUGUAUGUGUUUGUAUAUCAGUUGUAAGUGUCGGAGUUGAGUGAGCAAAAG
This is a messenger RNA of Rhododendron vialii, 2337 nucleotides long. RefSeq lists its product as uncharacterized. The record is from RefSeq and is a predicted model, not a curated record. The transcript has 8 exons. The coding region runs from base 19 to 2058 and encodes 679 amino acids. Gene Ontology annotation, molecular function: protein binding. NCBI's taxonomy places the organism in Eukaryota, Viridiplantae, Streptophyta, Magnoliopsida, Ericales, Ericaceae.